AUGCUAGCUGUAUUUGUCGACUGGUCUGCUAUAAUUGUUGAACUCAUUAAGAUUAAGAACAUUGACUAUUUUACAAGAGAUUGCCAAUAUAUGAAUAGACAGGAUUAAAAAAAGUUUCUGCCAGAUAAUAAUGGAAAAGAAGAAGUUCGUGGCCAUUAGCCUAUUCGAAUAUUAUGA
Messenger RNA from Stylonychia lemnae, 177 nucleotides. NCBI's taxonomy places the organism in Eukaryota, Ciliophora, Spirotrichea, Sporadotrichida, Oxytrichidae. The record is from the annotation of a GenBank genome assembly.